Messenger RNA from Ambispora leptoticha, 153 nucleotides. The record is from the annotation of a GenBank genome assembly. Lineage: Eukaryota; Fungi; Glomeromycota; Glomeromycetes; Archaeosporales; Ambisporaceae.
AUGAUAAUAAUGCAAGAAAUUGGUAAGAGUUUCAAAACUUAUAUAAAAAAGCUAAAGCAAGAUUAUGAUUCUGAAUCUAAAAAUGAAUUAAAGGAUAUUAUAUCUAUUUAUAAAUCUGCAAUCAAGAAUUUUAUUACUACUAAUGAUAUAUAA